AUGGCGGAGAACCUGCGAGAUGCUCUACGCGAUUUCGCCCUCCAAAAGAUGCGUGAUCUUGAAACGGAGAGAGCUCAAAAGAGCAAAAAAGAUGACGAUAGUGAUGGUAAAAGUCCGAAGUCAACGAAGAUCAAAAUCAACAGGGUUACCUCCAAGAUGAUAUCAGGAUCAUCAAAGAAAGCUGAAGAUUCACAGGCAGUCAAGUCGGAUUCCACAAAAAACACCAAGCGACAUCUUGAUGAAUCCACUUCAGGAGACAGUAGUAAAGUACAGAAACUCAUGAGGCUGUAUGAGGAAGAUGCAUCCAUCGCAGUGACGUCUGCAGCUGGGAAAGGAGGCAGUGGAUCUGUCAAGUCACCACCUGUACCAUCUGUACCCAAGAGAACAGAUUUUCUUGCGAAUAAUGAAGCAUUUAUAAAAAAACAGGAUGGGACAGAGAACAAGAAACUUUCUGGAUCGACAAAGUUCAUGAAAGAAGAGUCCUCAAAGGAUCAGCUUCAAUUUAAGAGCUUACAGUUGGGCAAAAAAGAAGAGUCUGAUGUUGAAGUGGGUGCAGAGAAGAAGAGUGUACCAAUGUCAGGUGAAAAGAAAAUGAUCAAGAUAAACAUCCAAACUAAAUUGUUAGAGCUGCAACAAGAACCAGAGAAGGUGGCAAAAGAUGGCUUGGACUCUGACUCUGACAGCAGUAGUGAUGAUGAUGGUAAUGAUAGUGAUGAUGAUCAGGUUGCUGCUGGGCUGCCAUGGAGGACCAUUCUAGAAGAUGGAGAGCUAAGCGAAUCAUCACAUGAAGAGGAGGAGAAGCAAGAAGGAGAUGUAAAGGAGACAGGUGGGAAUGAGGAGAAGGCUAUAGAAGAGGAGAAAGAAGUCUUAGAAAAGACGGGGGAAGAUAAGAAAAAGUCUUCCAAACACAAGCACAAGAGCAAACACAAGAAGCACAAACAUAAGAAAAGCAAAAAGAAAAAGAGUAAGCACAAGCACAAAGACAAAAAGCGAAAGGAUAGUGCUUCUGAUUUGAAGAAUGAAGGAGGGACUACUUCCGAACAAGGGACAAGAGAAGAGAAUGAUUCAAAAGCAUCAGGAAAUGAAAUAAUUGACAUUAAACAUGAAGGAGAUAAAACAAGCUCUAGCAGGAGAAGGAGCAAAGAUGAAAAGCAGAAGGAAUCGCGACAAAAAGAUGAAAAAUUGGAAGAGAGAAAAAGGCAGAGUAGUUCAAGUUCCAGUAGAAAAACUAGUGAAGAGAGGGAAGCAAGGGGACUAAGGGAUGAGGACCCCUUGAAAGAAGAUGUGAAGAAGGACAAAAAGACUAGAAAUGAAGAAAGAAAGGAAAAAUCUAGAAGUCAUAGUGAAAGUAGAAGUUGCAGCAAAGAAAAGAGUCAUACAAAGGAUGCGAGAGAAGACGAUAAGAGAAGAAAGGAUCAAGUUAAGGAUAAAGAAGAAAAGAAAACCGAUGACAAGCAUGAAAGAAGGUCAAGGAGCAUUGAGAAGCUGUCCCAUGAUGAAAGUUGUGAAAAACCUGAGAAACUUGAAGAGGAUGAUAAAUGUGUGCCUUUAUCAAAACAAUUAGAAGGAAGUACUAGUGGGACGAAAGAAAAGCAAGCUGAACACCAAAAGGAAGAAAGUAAAAGUGUUAUGGGAAGUGAUGAGAAGGCAAAACCUUUUAAGAUUGAUUCAAAGGAAGAAAGCAAGACCAUAAGAGAAAGUACAGACCCUACACAUGCAGGAGGAAGUUUCACAAUAAUGUUUUCCAAUGAUGAUAGUGUCAAGACUCGCAUAAGCAGCAAAAGUGAUUCAAGUCACAAAAGUGAAAAGAAUAAUCAUGAUGAGAGAAAAAUGAAGGAAGAGGAGAUACAAAAAGAAGACAUGAGGAAAAGCUUUAGAAGAGAGGAGGAGAAAAAGGAUGCUACAAAAGAGAAGAGUCGACAUGAGGAAAGUAGGAAAGGAGAAAAGAGACACAAGGAGAAAAGGAAAGAGAAAGACAGGGAAGAUAAAAAGCAGGUCCACUCCAAGAAGCAUCAGGUAUCGACCAAAGUUAAGAUAGACCAUCUUGAACAUGACUUUCCAUCUGCAGAAGAAUAUGCUGAGGAUCCAGGUGAUAAGGUCCAGUCUGGAAAGAAGGAUGAUAUGAAAAGUGAGGUGUCAACUUUAGAUGACACCCAAUCCUCUGAAAUCCAGGCAGCUCUUGCCAAUCCUAUUAAAGUGGUUGUGCCACCAUCGGAUGAUGCCCAUGCAGAAAGUUCUGUCAAAGGAAAGGAGAAGUUAGAAGAAGAAAAUAGGUCCGCAGAUAAUACUGAAAAGCAAGCAGAUGUCACCUCUGGAACUAAUGCAACUAAUGAGAGUGAAUCCUCAAUGAACUCAUCUUGUGCAGAAAAAUCUGAAGUGACUCGAGAUGAACGGUCAUGCCCCAGUGAUACUGCUGUCAAAGAUAGUGCCACCACAGCUUCUUCUAGGCAGAUAGAGUUCAUUAGUGUGAAGGACUCGCCAACACCUGCUAAACAGCUUGAGAGUUCUGCCACCAAAGUGGAGACUGUUUCGAAGAUGGGAAUAGAGACUAGUGGUGAUGUUGAGGACUCAGAAGUCAUUGAUAAUACAGAAGCUAAACUCUCAAAAAGUUCAGAAAGUGCCGGACACAAGGAGGGCACAGAAGACUCCUCCAUCUGUGAGCAGAAAGAAGAUGGUGCUGUUAGUACAACUUCAUCCACAGAAAAACCCAACAAGAAUGCAGAAUCUAUUGAAAAGGCAGUGGAGAACAAGGAUGUACUGAAAGAAAGUGACAAAACUUCAAAGAAGAGGAAAAAAGACAAAUCAGAUGACAAAGAGGAAGGAGCAAUCGACAGUGAAAUUGAAGAAGGUGAAAUUACUAAAAAGCACAAGAAAAGCAAGAAGAAGGAUAAGAAGAAAGAUAGAAGUGAGAGGGAUAAGAAAGACCGAACGGAGAGAGACAAAAGUGGUCGAGACAGAAGUGAUCCCAGAGAUAAACACAAGAGGAGGCAUUCUGAUUCGCGUUCAGAGUCGCGUUCUCACUCCCGUUCUCACAAAAAACACAAAGGAUCACGCUCAAAAUCACGUUCUGAUGAUGAUGGUGAUAGCGAUAUAAGCAUUGGAGCAACAAAAAUGGUGGAAAAGAGUUAUUUCAGUGAAUCACGAGGCUGCUGGGUAACUCGGAUGGUCCCUAAAGAAGACGAUAGUCCAUCUCCUGAAGUUGGCGAUGGAAACGAACCAUAUGACAUUGGAGACACCUACAUCCGUCAUCCUGCUCAUGACAGAAGAAGCGUCGCGUUCAAGGUCAAGAUCCCCAAGUUUCAUAUUGACAAGAAGAAACUGUUGGAGAUUGCCAAGGCUAACGCUUUAAUGAGAAUGAGAGCAGGAGACCUGCCAUCUAACUUGCCUAUUACUGAAUCCAUGAAGAAAGCAGCCGACUCAUUUGAAGUCAACGAAUCCAUCCAGAAGUUCACUGACCGAUGCAAGGCAUUGGCUAAUCUUCAAGGAGGCAGUUCUGACGAUGACUCACCGGUCAACAGACCAGUGGGCUCAGAUGACGAAGAUGAAGAUGGGAACGAGGCUCAGAAACCGUUUGUGAGACAUCCUUUCAAGGUCAAAGAGGCUGCUCCCAUCGUGAUGAACAUCAGGAAUGCAAUCCAGAUUCCUGUGGCCAGUAAGGACAAGCUGAGAGUACAGUUCCCAGUGUCGUGUGGCUCUCAACAUCGUAAGAAAGAAGUGGAGAUUGUGAUUGGCAAUGCAAACGAUCCCUAUGGCCAAUGGAAAACUGUGGAGAAACCCACGCCUAAACCAGCGGCAGCACCAACCACAAAAGCUAGUACUCCCCAACCACCAGCAACACCAGCAACACCAGCAACCACAGCAGCAGCAACACCAGCAGCCACACCAGCAACUCAGACCACCCCAGCAGCAACAGCCAUGGCUCCUGCCGUUGCUGCCACUGUUGCUCCUGUGGUAGCUGGCCCUCACAUUCCGGGGCUGACCAACAGCCAACCACCACAGCCAGUACCAGAGAAAGAUAAAGUCUUUGAAGAUUCACCAGGAUUCUCCUACGACAUCGGCCAGAUUGUGUCUGCUAGAUUGAAGGCUGCUAGGGCUCUGCAGUCCAAUCCUAAUAACGUGGAGGCACUCACUGUUCUACAUCACUCACAAAAACAGAUUCAGACCUGGGCACACAGCAGCAAGAAACCUGGUUUGUUCACGGGUAGCACAGACGCUACCUUCCUACGACCUGAAGAGCUUGGUAAUCCCAAUCGCAAAAACCAGGCUUGGAUUAGGAAGGACAUGUUCCUGACAGCUGCACCGGUCAACACGGACAUUGGACGGUCACUCAUGCAUAAGAUGGGCUGGAAGCAAGGAGAAGGACUAGGCAAGAACAAAGAGGGAGCCCUCAAUCCAUUGUUGUUGGAGAUCAAGACAGAUCGGCAAGGUCUGGUAGCUGCAGAGGAGAAGCCUAAGAAGAAAGGGGAUGUGUCAAAGGUCAUCCGGAAGGACCUGUCCGGCAAGCACCCUGUGAUGGCACUGAAUGAACUCUGUAAUAAGAGAAGAUGGGGCAAACCUAACUUUGAGGUUGUGAGAGAGGAUGGUCCUCCGCACAAGAAGAACUUUGUUUUCAAGGUGUGUAUACGUAAUGAUGAGUACAUUCCGACGGUUUGUUCAGGGAACAAGAAAGAUGCCAAAGCCAUGGCAGCAACGGUUGCCCUACAGAAGAUGGGACUUCUACCACAUUGAUGACUGGAACACAGCUAAGAUGCUAAAGCCAUGGCAGCAACGGUUGCCCUA
Messenger RNA from Strongylocentrotus purpuratus (purple sea urchin), 4779 nucleotides. RefSeq names its product protein SON. Gene Ontology annotation, molecular function: RNA binding. Bases 1 to 4728 code for a protein of 1575 amino acids. Gene Ontology annotation, biological process: regulation of cell cycle; regulation of mRNA splicing, via spliceosome. The record is from RefSeq and is a predicted model, not a curated record. The transcript is spliced from 11 exons. Lineage: Eukaryota; Metazoa; Echinodermata; Echinoidea; Camarodonta; Strongylocentrotidae.